CUGGCAUAAACCUCAAUGGGAGAAGAAAAUCAAACAUUUGUGACUGAAUUUAUCUUCCGUGGUCUCUCGCAGGAUUUACAGACCCAGAUCCUGCUGUUUAUUCUUUUUCUCUUCAUUUAUCUGAUGACGGUGCUUGGAAACCUGCUCAUCAUCGUCCUCAUCUUCACGGACUCUCAUCUUCACACCCCCAUGUAUUUUUUCCUUAGGAACCUUUCCUUUGCUGACCUCUGUUUCUCUACAAGCAUCGUCCCUCAAGUAUUGGUUCACUUCUUGGUAAAGAAGAAAAGUAUUUCUUUUGUUGGGUGCAUGACACAGAUCAUUGUCUUCCUUCUGGUUGGCUGUACAGAGUGUGCACUGCUGGCUGUGAUGUCCUAUGACCGCUACGUGGCUGUCUGCAAGCCCCUGCACUACUCCACCAUCAUGACCCAACAAGUAUGUCUCCAGUUAGCCAUCGGCUCCUGGGCCAGUGGGGCUCUAGUGUCUCUGGUUGAUACCACCUUUACUUUCCAACUUCCCUAUCGAGGACAGAAUAUUAUUAAUCAUUAUUUUUGUGAACCUCCUGCCCUGCUGAAGCUGGCUUCUGCAGACACUUACAGCACAGAAAUGGCCAUCUUUGCCAUGGGUGUGGUCAUCCUCCUAGCUCCUGUCUCCCUGAUCCUUGUCUCCUACUGGAAUAUAAUCUCCACUGUGAUGCAGAUGCAGUCAGGGGAAGGGAGACUCAAGGUGUUCUCUACCUGUGGCUCCCAUCUUGUUGUGGUGGUCCUGUUCUAUGGCUCAGGAAUAUUCACUUACAUGCGGCCCAACUCCAAGACUAUAAAAGAACGUGAUAAGAUGAUAUCUGUAUUCUAUACAGUGGUGACUCCAAUGUUGAAUCCCAUAAUUUAUAGCCUGAGAAAUAAGGAUGUCAAAGGAGCUCUCAGGAAACUAGUGGGAAGAAAGUCCUUUUCUCAGAGACAGUGA
Messenger RNA from Erinaceus europaeus (western European hedgehog), 960 nucleotides. Its product is annotated as olfactory receptor 2D3. NCBI's taxonomy places the organism in Eukaryota, Metazoa, Chordata, Mammalia, Eulipotyphla, Erinaceidae. Gene Ontology annotation, biological process: G protein-coupled receptor signaling pathway. Gene Ontology annotation, cellular component: membrane. The coding region runs from base 16 to 960 and encodes 314 amino acids. The transcript has a single exon. Gene Ontology annotation, molecular function: olfactory receptor activity; G protein-coupled receptor activity. The record is from RefSeq and is a predicted model, not a curated record.